Messenger RNA from Cuscuta campestris, 1556 nucleotides. The record is from the annotation of a GenBank genome assembly. NCBI's taxonomy places the organism in Eukaryota, Viridiplantae, Streptophyta, Magnoliopsida, Solanales, Convolvulaceae.
AUAUAUUUCUCUUUAUUAUUUGAAUGGAGAUGAUGACUGGUGGUGGUGAUGAUCAUAAGCAGCAGCUGCUGCAUGUAUUCUUCUUUCCUAUCAUGGCUCACGGCCACAUGAUUCCAACACUAGACCUCGCCAAGCUCUUCGCUUCACGCGCCGCCGUCAAGUCAACCAUAAUCACCACCCCCCUCAACCAGCCCCUUCUCUCCAAGCCCAUUCGUAAAUGCACGCAGCUCGGCCUCCAAAUCGGCGCCCUCUCCCUCCACUUCCCCGGCACCGACGUCGGCUUGCCGGACGACUGCCAGCAUUUCGACCAGAUCACCUCCGACGAUGCGGCCUCCCGCUUCUUCCGGGCCUGCGCCAUGCUCCGGGGACCUCUCGAGCAGCUCCUGGAAGAGCACCGCCCCGACUGCCUCGUGGCCGAUUCGUUCUUCCCUUGGGCCACCGCCGCCGCUGCCAAGUUCGGCAUCCCGCGGCUCAUCUUUGACGGAACCAACUACGUGUCUUCCUGCGCCAUGCACAGCCUCAGAACCCACAAGCCCUUCGACGGCGUUGCGUCGGAUUCGGACACGUUUACGAUUCCCAACCUCCCCCACGAGCUCACGCUAUUGCGGUCGCAGGUCUCUCCGUUCGAACGGAAAGACCGGAGCGAGAUUGGUUCCGAGGUGGAGGCUCCGAUGGCGGAGUUCAUAUCCCAACUGAGAGAGGCAGAGCGGACGAGCUAUGGGGUGGUCUUCAACACCUUCUAUGGGCUCGAACCGGACUACGCGGAUCACUUCCAGAAGGUUCUUGGAAGAAAAUCGUGGUCGGUGGGGCCGCUCUCGUUGUACAACAGAGAAACAGAGGACAGGGCCCUGAGGGGGAAACCCCCCACAGUGGGCGAGAAAGAAUGUUUGGAAUGGCUUGAUUCCAAGAAAACCGACUCUGUCGUUUACAUUUGCUUCGGGAGCCUGGCGAACUUCACGGAUUCGCAGCUCCGGGAAAUGGCGGCCGGGAUAGAGGCUUCUGAACAGGAGUUCAUCUGGGUGAUAAGAAAAACAGGGGAUGGGACAGGGGAGGAGGAGGAGGAAUGGAUGCCAGAAGGGUUCGAGGAGAGGACAAGAGGGAAGGGGUUAAUCAUAAGAGGAUGGGCCCCGCAAGUGCUGAUUCUCGACCACGGAUCGGUGGGCGCAUUCGUGACGCACUGCGGGUGGAACUCGACGCUGGAAGGGGUGUGUGCGGGCGUGCCCAUGGUCACCUGGCCAGUCUUCGCAGAGCAGUUCAUCAACGAGAAGCUGGUGACGGACAUUCUUCGGACGGGUGUAGGGGUGGGAUCCAAGGAGUGGAAACACACUGGAUGCGACGGGGUGAAGCGAGAAGCGGUUGCGGAGGCGAUCAAGAAUGUGAUGGAGUCGGAGGAGACGAGGAGGCGAGCCAAGGCGCUGAAAGAGAAGGCGAGAGAGGCGGUCGAGGAAGGCGGGUCUUCUCACUCGGGUUUGAGUGAUUUGCUUGAUGAAUUGAGGAGUUACCCACGCAAAUUAAGAAUUACCCAAUCAAUUUAAUAACAAAAUAUGAUGAUUGGA